Molecule: messenger RNA, 993 nt
Organism: Acanthocheilonema viteae
Lineage: Eukaryota; Metazoa; Nematoda; Chromadorea; Rhabditida; Onchocercidae
Source: the annotation of a GenBank genome assembly
AUGCCUGUUACGAUUUCGAGCCCAAAUUAUCCAAAUUCAUUCAACAUCGGUGAUCAGUGUAUUUGGUUGCUUAAAGCUCUACCUGGUGGAUUCGUAAAUUUUCAAUUUAUUGAACAAUUUCAAUUACAAUGCGAAGACACGUGUGAUAAGUCUUAUGUAGAGGUGAAAACUGGACCUGAUUUUCGAAUUACUGGAUAUCGAUUUUGCUGUUCGAAAGCGCCACGCCAUAUAUUUCAAUCUGCUACAAAUGAAAUGUUGGUAAUAUUUCGCGGUUUUGGUGAUACAGGAAAUGGCUUUAAAGCUCAAGUUUGGUCGAAUAUAGACGAUGAGACAGUUAUAUCAGUCGUACCAACCGAAAUGACUGCAAUUCCGGAAAAAACAUUGGAGUUAACAAUUCCAACAGUUGAAAAUGUGACAAUUGCAACAACAACGACAGCAACAACAGUUACUGCUUUCACGUACGAAAGAAAAUUACGCAAAGAAGGCAAUAUCAGUAUUACAAGCGGUGCCACUACUAUAAUUCCAAUAACUACCGAUAUCAUGAUUAUUGCCAAUAUGACAACUACGCCUGCAGUAAUUGGAAGUGUCACUGAAGAUUAUAAGCAGUAUCGUACACCACCAUCACUUCCAAUCGGAAUUCAAAACUUUUGCGAAUGUGGUGAGUGGACGGAAUGGACUGGUCCAUGCACUCAAGAAUGUGGCGGUUGUGGAAAACGUCUUCGAACACGUCAGUGUUCUUCAAACACAGAAUGCAGAACGGAAGAAAAACGUGCAUGUGCUUUUAACGUUUGUCCGUAUGGGACUAAUUUUCUUAUCAACAAUGGAGAAUUUCACAUACUUUGGAAGGGUUGCUGCGUUGGUCUAUUUCGAUCAGGAGAUAGCUGUUCGGCACUUGAUGAUAGCGAGAAUCCAUUUCUGAAGCUUCUGGAAACGUUGUUAAGCGUGCAAGAUAUGCAAAAGAAUAGGAAUUUGCCCGAUUCGAAGAAACAAUAA